Molecule: messenger RNA, 1909 nt
Organism: Pseudo-nitzschia multistriata
Lineage: Eukaryota; Bacillariophyta; Bacillariophyceae; Bacillariales; Bacillariaceae
Source: the annotation of a GenBank genome assembly
UUCGAAGUGAUGUUUGUAAUGAAAGUAAUGCAAGUCGCUGGUGGCAACUUUAGCAUUGGAACCGCCGUAUUCUUUUCAUUCCGGUAUGUGCUUGCAAUUUUGUCCUAUCUAGAACGAAUGUCUUGGCUUCGCAUCCCCUUCACGUCCCAUUCUCUCACUUCCAUGCUUUCUUUGACGCCUUUCCGUCUUUUGCCGUAGGUUCUUCUACUGGCAUAUUUUUGCUGACAUGGUCUAUCUAUGUAAGCCCCUAUACUUUGUAGACUUCUCGAUGUUUCAACUAUUAUUUGCUCAUACCAUCUUGACCUUUCUUCGAAAACAGGUACAUCGACCAUCAUCUAUCCCUUCAGUGGGACUGAACUGUACUGUGUAUGGUUGAGAUUUAUGGGUGCAACGAUUGGGAAAAAGGUUUGUUCAACAUCUAUCUUCACUUUCAUACCAGUUUUCAUUUAUCGACACUAUACGAAAUAAUGUACUCACCUCCUUCUCUACAAUUAUAGGUUUUCAUAUCCCCCGAAAAUGGAGGUUUCAGAGAAAUUGGUAAGCCGUGCUUCGGACGUUCAGCUGUUUUUGAUUUCACACGUGCAUAUUUGUCUAACUGCUAGAGUGUUGUACGUUGAAGAUUUCAUGAAUAUUGGAAAUAACUGCGUGAUGAUGACGCCCAACAUUCAUGCUCAUUACACCGAUCAUGGAAAGCUUCAGUUCUGCCCGGUGAAGUUGGAAGACGGGUGUGAAAUAAACAUUGGUGCAACAGUGAUGCCUCUGACAACGGUAAGAAUAUCAAAUGCAGAACACUAUUACCCGUUUAUGCGCUUUUCUAACCAAAUGAGUACUAUUCUUUUCAUAGUAUGGGAAGAAUUGUCGUCUUCGUCCAUUUGCCGUAACGGUGAAAGGUCAACAUUGCGAAGAAAACACGUCCUAUGAAGGAAACCCCUGCAAAGCUGUAAAGGCACCAAGUGAAAAGGUUGCUGUCUUAUUCGCUGGACAAGGCAGUCAAUAUCCUGGUAUGUUGGAUUCUCUCACGCACAAUGAAGAAGCCAAGAAACUUUUAAAGACUGCAUGUGAGCACCUGGAUAUGAAUAUUGAAGAGAUAUGCUCCAUUACAGCGGACACAAAAGCUAUCGAAAACACUAGAAUAGCUCAACCCAUUGUAUUUGUCGCAGAUCUCAUGGCGGCUGAAAUGAUGCGUCAGAAAGCUGCUCUCGAUUUCUCGAAGACGAUUGCUGUUGCUGGAUAUUCAUUGGGAGAGCUUUCAGCGCUUUGUUUUGCAAAAGCAAUCAGUUACAAAGAUGCUCUGUCUCUAGUCAAAGUUCGUGCUGAUGCGAUGGCUUCUUGUAAUGGAGGUUCGAUGUGCAACCUAAGAGGGGCGUCAAGAAAAGAUGCAGAUAACCUUGCAAAAAAAUUUAAGUGCAAGAUUGCCAAUAUCGUCAGCGAUCAUCAUGACCAAAUCGAAAGAAAUCUAUAUGUCAUCGCUGGUCCUUCAUCAUCGAUCGAUCACUUGAUCUCUCAUGUGAAUGUUGAUGUAGAAGGGGGCUUGAGAGCAAAGAAACUUAGGGUCAGCGCCGCUUUUCAUACCAAUGACAUGAAACAAGCUCAACUGAAAUUCAAGCAAGCUCUAGAAAAUGUCAAGAUUUCUUUACCAUCGGAUGUCCUUGUUUAUUCCAAUGUUACAGGUCGCCCAUACUCAUCAGAAGAGGAGAUUCGUAGAUUGCUUCCAUUGCAAAUCAGUAGUCCUGUGCAGUGGCAUGGGACCGUGCUYGACAUGGUUGAAAAAGAAGGAAUUUCGAAAUUUAUUGAGUGUGGACCUAUGGAUACUCUAAGCAAAAUGCUCUCCCUCAUUUUUCCCGACAUAACGAGUGACAAAAUUCUUACAAGUGACGAUUGCAAUUGAAAGUAAAGAUGAGGGAGUCUA